UACGCUCUGGUUUUCAUUUCGAAUGCGUGGGAUCUCGGCUCUUUAUCGACUCAACUCGACUAAGCCCGGAUCAAAAUAAUCUACUAUUGCCAUAUUUUGGGCUAUCAUUCCAUAAUUACGCCUUAUUAUUGCUGUUUGCGAUCAGUCUGCUCGGGAAUAUAGCCUUAGGAUGUGGCCGCUACUUCUUCUGCUGGCCUUAAUUGCGCCGUCGUGGCAGGAAAAUGCCACAGUGAUCAACAGUAGUUAUGUGACCAAGGCGGGAUGUGAGGCUCUAGUCAAAGAGCCAAAUCUCUGCGAGUGCCAGGAUCAGGAGAUCAAGUGCGAAAACCUCCAGUUGCACAGCGAUAAUCUGCAGCUAUACGGCAUCGGUUGCAGCAUCUUCGAUGCCAGAGGUUUUGGCUAUAUUCCACCUCUUCAAGUGGGUAAUAUUGGAUCCCUGAUCGUCCAGAACUGCGCCAUACCGAAUGCCCAGAGUAUUAAAUACCUACUCAGUAAAUUAGGCGUAAACAACUAUACCGAACUGGAGAUCUUCAACUAUUUCGAUCCGAAGAAAACCGAUAGAGGAGAAGUUCUGCAGCAGCACUACACAGAUCACGUGGACCUUAAAAAAGUGUCCAUCAUUGGCUUCAAGUCCGCAUUGCCCGAGAAUUUCUUUGAAAACAUUCCAGCUCUUAAACAACUCUCCUUAAAGGGAAGUAGUGACCUGCCCGGAGCUAUUCUUCAUCCGCUGAAAAAUCUUACUCAUCUAGAAAUUGUGGUCAAGAAUUUGGGCAAGGUAUCCGGCGAUAUAUUUGCCAAGCAAUCAAAACUGAAGCAUCUGAUGAUCGAUUGUGAUGCCAAGAAUAGCAGUGUAGAAAUGUCCGCAUUUGGACCUCAAGAACUGUGGCACAUGACCGACCUUCAGUCGAUCGAGCUCUUCAAUUGCGGCGAUAAUGUGCCGACUGAAUUGUUCUGGAUGUCGGAGCAGUUGGCCUACAUAGGAAUAAGGAGCAACAUUAGCUAUUUGAGUAAGGACUUCCUUAAGGUGCAAAAGAAACUGCUAACUUUGCGAUUGGAGAGGAACAAUAUAGCCAGGUUGCCCGACCAGCUCUUCCGCAAUACCCCUUUGAUUUUGGAAAUACAUUUGGCCUUCAACAAUUUGGAUCGCAUUCAGAGCGGACUUUUUGACAAGUUAAGGAACCUACAAGUGCUGAAUUUGGAGCACAAUCCGAUAACAACCAUUGCCCUAAAUGCCUUUACUCCCAUACCAACUGCCCAUAUCUACGUGGGCAAACUCUUUAAGGCGGCGAAAAAUAAUGCCGACUGGGCUCGGUCCACAAAUGCCACAAUCUGUGAGGAGGAGUAUAUCUACGGGGUGUGCAUCUACUGCAAACGAGAUGAGUAUCUGGACCAUUUUGCCGACUCGGAGAACUGCAACAAGCCGAAUCCAAAGGCCAAAGAUGUGCUGGCCAAGAAGGCCUACGAAAACCAGCUGAAGGCAAUGCCCACUCACUCGUGGAAAAAGGCCAAGGAAUAUCCCGAGAAGGAAGAGCAGCCUUAAGUUCCAAACGCUUCACUGGGAUUUUACGCAUCAGUACUAACUAGUAUUUGGAUUUAUGAAUUGCUUAUGUAUACAACCAUAAUGAGAUUAAAAUAAACUGAAAUUAGAGUAAGCUGAAA
This is a messenger RNA of Drosophila elegans, 1659 nucleotides long. Its product is annotated as toll-like receptor 3. The transcript has 4 exons. Lineage: Eukaryota; Metazoa; Arthropoda; Insecta; Diptera; Drosophilidae. The record is from RefSeq and is a predicted model, not a curated record. Gene Ontology annotation, cellular component: plasma membrane. Gene Ontology annotation, molecular function: protein binding. Bases 170 to 1540 code for a protein of 456 amino acids.